AAUUUUAAGCUCGAGUUCGGCCAUCAUCAAGGCAGGACGAGUUCUGUCUGGCAUGGAGGUACAGCGACCAUUGUUCAGAGCCCUGGAGACGAAGUAUGGGGAAUAGUGUGGAAAAUGAAUGCUAGCAAUUUAAGAUCACUGGAUAAGCAAGAGGGAGUUGAAGAUGGCAUUUAUGUCCCAAUAGAAGUUAAUGUCCACACUCAAGCAGGAAAAGUACUGACCUGUCGAAGCUACCAGAUGAAGGAUUAUGUCUGUGGUCCCCCUUCUCCUCAGUAUAAAAAGGUUAUCUGCAUGGGUGCAAAACAGAAUGGCUUGCCAACUAACUACCGAAAUAAAUUAGAAGCUAUUGAAACGAAUAACUAUGCAGGGCCGGUGCCAAUCAUGGAAGAGAUUGAGGCUGCUAUUAAUACAAAGAAAAUAAAUUCUGCAUAGAAUAGCUCUGCACUUGCUUGGCCAUUCACCUUGAUUUAGAUACCUCUCCUCACCAUGCUGAUCAGCAGUUUCUUUAUAGAGAAAAGAUGAGGUUGCUGUGCAUCUACAGUAAGCCAUUAGACAUAAUUUGCAGUCUGAAGACACACUGACAUUGUUAACUUCUUCACUUUGUAUGUAUAGCUUGAAGUUUUUGCAGAUUUGGAAAUUAUCUUCUUGUAAUUGUCAUGCAGUGCUGCAUGCAAAUUUGUGCUUCAUGUCCUGUUUAUAGACCUUCUUAAAAGACAAAGG
Antrostomus carolinensis (chuck-will's-widow) is the source of this 720-nucleotide messenger RNA. It is a transcript of the gene GGCT, whose product is annotated as gamma-glutamylcyclotransferase. Gene Ontology annotation, molecular function: gamma-glutamylcyclotransferase activity. The record is from RefSeq and is a predicted model, not a curated record. Lineage: Eukaryota; Metazoa; Chordata; Aves; Caprimulgiformes; Caprimulgidae. The transcript has 3 exons. The annotation marks the transcript as partial.